UCAUUUGGAUUUAUCGAAGUUUAUCGAAGGACUUGAUGAACUAGCCUGACUACAAAAAGUUGUUUUUAAUUAUGUUCAAAGUCUAAAAUUGUACUGUCUAGAGAGCGAUAUGGUGGGAAAAUGAAAUGUGUAAUUUAUCUAGUGUAGUCACCGUUAAAAAUUUUAUUUAUUGUUAAUAGUGAACGAAUGAUGUGAUGGCACCAAAUUACAGUAAAUUAAUAAAUAAAAACAAUGCUCUUGCUGGUGCAGGUGUAUUAACUGUUGCUUGGUAUUUAGCCGCAAGAAGAAAAAAUAGGAGUUUAAAAGUUAACAGCACAAGAAAAAAAAAUGUGGAAGAGGAAGUGAAGUAUUUAAUUUCAGAGAAGAAAGAUAUAAAAGUAAAAGCUCAAGUAGAUAAACAGUUUUUCAUACAAUUAACACAAUUAUUUAAAAUUGCUGUUCCGGGAUGGGCAAGCUCAGAAAGUGGUUUGUUCCUUUUAAUUGCUCUCAGUUUGAUUUCACGAUCUAUCUGUGACCUUUGGCUUAUUGACAAUGGAACAAAAAUCGAAAGUGCAAUUAUCUCGAUGGACAAGAACCUCUUCAAGAAGCGGCUUAUCAAUUUCUUUUUAGCUAUGCCCAUAAUAUCUGUUGUUAACAAUGUCCUGAAGUAUUCAAUUGGUGCCUUAAAAAUCCAACUGCGCACAAAUAUGACGAAGAGGCUGUAUGACGAAUACCUGAAAAAUUACACUUAUUAUCGCAUAACGAACCUAGACAACCGUAUCGCCAAUGCUGAUCAGCUUUUAACUAACGAUGUGGACAAGUUCUGCGAGGGUGUAGCCGAUCUUUACUGCAACACUGCAAAACCACUAUUAGAUAUAGGUAUUUAUGUCUAUAAACUAUCUACUACCUUGGGAGGUGGAACUCCAGGUUUUAUGUUGGGUUAUCUCGUUGUUUCGGGACUACUUCUAACGCACAUACGCAAGCCAACAGCCAGAUUGACAGCUGGGGAGCAGAAACUAGAAGGAGAAUUCAGACAUAUAAAUUCCAGGCUGAUUACUCAUUCGGAGGAAGUUGCGUUUUACAAUGGCAACCAACGAGAAAAAGCCACUCUGUUAGCUAGCUACAACAAAUUGUUGAAUCACUUGAGGAAAUUCUUACGAUUCAAAGUAUUCAUGGGUAUAAUAGAUAAUCUAGUCGCAAAAUACUUUGCUAGUGUGGUGGGUUUCUGGGUGGUAUCUUUGCCAUUUCUCACUGAGAGACACAUGUUUGCCAAUGCAAAUAACAAUGAGAGGUCUCGGUUGUACUACACUUACGGCAGGAUGUUGGUGAAAUUAGCAGAAGCGAUUGGUCGUUUAGUAUUAGCGGGUCGAGAUUUGACAAGACUUGCUGGAUUCACCGCUAGAGUAACUCAGUUAAGGAACGUCUUGAAGGAAUUAAACGAAGGAAAUUAUCAAAGAACAAUGGUGGCGGGAGCAGAAAACUUGAAACCAAACGGAGGCAAGUUAAUAUUUAAGAAUAACAUUAUAAAAUUCAAUAAGGUGCCUUUGAUAACCCCCAAUGGCGACGUUCUCAUUCCCGAGUUGUCUUUCGAAAUUAAAUCUGGGAUGAACGUGUUGGUUUGCGGACCAAACGGCGCUGGUAAAUCCUCCCUAUUUAGGAUCUUAGGAGAACUGUGGCCUUUAUUCGGAGGUGAACUAACUAAACCUCCCCGUGGGAAAUUGUUUUACAUACCCCAGAGGCCUUACAUGACUCUCGGCAGUCUCAAAGACCAAUUAACUUACCCCCAUUCGGGUGCCGAAGCCGCAAGGAGAGGAACUACAAAUGAGAAACUGGAGGAAUACCUCCGUAGAGUUCAGCUGGGUUACCUCCUUGAGAGAGAAGGGGGUUUGGACGCGGUUGCCGACUGGCUGGAUAUUUUGAGUGGUGGAGAGAAACAGAGAAUAGCAAUGGCUCGGUUGUUUUAUCACCAGCCUCAGUUUGCAAUUUUAGAUGAAUGUACCAGUGCCGUUUCGGUAGACGUGGAAGGUAGCAUGUACAGAUAUUGCAGGGAUGUAGGCAUCACUCUGCUGACGGUUUCUCAUAGGAAGUCUUUGUGGCAACACCACGAAUUUGUUCUACAUUUAGAUGGUAGAGGUAGUUAUUCCUUUGAGCCUAUUGAGAAUAUUACGGAACAGUUUGGGUCAUGAUGCUGGUAAUGUGAUUUUGAAUAGGAAGAUAAAUUUAAGAAAGAAAUGCAUAUUUUGUAUGAUAUAUAUUUUACAUAGGUAUAUAUUUAUGGUUAAUUGGUUAAGAAAUAUACAUUUGUUGUAUUGAU
Molecule: messenger RNA, 2293 nt
Organism: Anoplophora glabripennis (Asian longhorned beetle)
Lineage: Eukaryota; Metazoa; Arthropoda; Insecta; Coleoptera; Cerambycidae
Gene: Pmp70
Product: ATP-binding cassette sub-family D member 3
Exons: 3
Coding region: 195-2165 (656 amino acids)
Biological process (GO): very long-chain fatty acid catabolic process; long-chain fatty acid import into peroxisome; fatty acid beta-oxidation
Cellular component (GO): peroxisomal membrane
Molecular function (GO): ATP hydrolysis activity; ATP binding; long-chain fatty acid transmembrane transporter activity
Source: RefSeq, a predicted model, not a curated record